This is a messenger RNA of Protopterus annectens (West African lungfish), 4562 nucleotides long. RefSeq names its product SLIT-ROBO Rho GTPase activating protein 3 (gene SRGAP3). Gene Ontology annotation, biological process: negative regulation of cell migration; signal transduction. Gene Ontology annotation, cellular component: cytoplasm. The record is from RefSeq and is a predicted model, not a curated record. The transcript has 22 exons. Lineage: Eukaryota; Metazoa; Chordata; Ceratodontiformes; Protopteridae. Gene Ontology annotation, molecular function: protein binding. The coding region runs from base 601 to 3906 and encodes 1101 amino acids.
AAAACCUUGAUGUCUGGGUUCCCUCUGAAUGCGGGUGUUUGCAUCAGGGUACUCCAGGAUCUUUAGUGUCUUUAGAUUACAAUUUGCAUAAACUAAAUACGCUUCUCAGGGCAAAGUUGCUGCAUCCGAGACCCGAAAGGAGGAUGUAGCAUAAGCAAACCAACCGCAGUUUUCUUUUAAUGCCUUGAGAAUAAGCCAAGGACCCUGCCCUACUACUGCGUGAUGUGGGCUUGAGGGCACAUGCUAGGGAGGAGCCCCCACGAUUCGUUUGUUGCAAUUCUGUUGAGAGUAUCCAUGCUUUCAGAAGACUUUUUUAAAUAAGAUAGUCUGAUCUGCUUAUUGCUGGAUAAAAAUAAGUAAAUAAAAAACGCAGAAAGCAUCUUGUUAUUUCUAUUGCAAGGAAUUUGUAUACGCUCAGGGGCAGAGGCGUUUGUUGGCAUCCUUUCUACAUCAAAGUAAGGAAGAGUGAAGCUUGCAGCAUAUGCUUGAAACAGACCAGCGCCAGUGACAGCUAACUCGUGAACCACGGAUCCAAGCGAAGGAGGGCUUUAAAAGGGAACAUUUUGUACCUCAGUCUCCCUUUCCUACUAUACUCUAAAGAUGUCAUCUCAAGCUAAAUUCAAGAAAGACAAAGAGAUUAUUGCCGAAUAUGAAACACAAGUCAAAGAAAUCCGGGCUCAGUUGAUGGAGCAGUUCAAAUGCCUAGAACAGCAGUCUGAGUCACGCCUGCAGCUCCUACAGGAUUUACAAGAAUUCUUCCGCCGAAAAGCAGAGAUUGAACUUGAGUACUCCAGAAGUCUUGAGAAACUUGCAGAAAGAUUCUCCGCCAAGAUCCGCAGCUCAAGAGAGCAUCACCAAUUUAAAAAGGACCAGCACCUCUUAUCACCUGUGAACUGUUGGUAUCUGAUACUUAAUCAGACCCGUCGGGAGAGUAAGGAUCAUGCAACACUCAAUGAUAUCUAUCUGAAUAAUGUUAUUAUUCGCCUAAGCCAGAUCAGUGAAGAUGUCAUCCGGCUGUUUAAAAAGAGCAAAGAGAUUGGACUUCAGAUGCAUGAGGAGCUACUCAAGGUCACCAAUGAACUAUACACGGUGAUGAAAACAUACCAUAUGUAUCAUGCAGAGAGCAUCAGUGCGGAGAGCAAACUGAAAGAGGCUGAAAAGCAGGAGGAAAAGCAAUUCAGUAAGACAGGAGACAUCAAUGUGAACCUACUUCGUUAUGAAGAUCGACCACAGCGGCGGAGCUCUGUUAAAAAAAUUGAGAAGAUGAAAGAAAAGAGACAAGCCAAGUAUUCUGAAAACAAACUGAAAUGUACAAAAGCCAGAAAUGAUUAUUUGCUGAACUUAGCCGCAACAAAUGCUGCAGUUAGUAAAUACUACAUCCAUGAUGUCUCAGACUUAAUAGAUUGUUGUGAUUUAGGUUUCCAUGCCAGUUUGGCUCGGACUGUCAGGACUUACCUCUCUGCAGAAUACAACUUGGAAACAUCACGACAUGAAGGACUGGACAUUGUUGAGAAUGCAGUGGACAACCUAGAUGCCAGGAGUGACAAGCACAAAAUAAUGGACAUGUGUAAUAUGGUCUUCUGUCCGCCUUUGAAGUUUGAGUAUCAGCCACACAUGGGGGAUGAGGUGUGCCAGGUAAGCGCCCAGCAACCCGUGCAGACAGAGCUCCUCAUGAGAUACAAUCAGCUACAGUCCCGACUCACUACACUUAAGAUCGAGAAUGAAGAGGUGAAAAAGACUCUUGAUGCAACAUUACAAACGCUUCAGGACAUGUUAACAGUGGAAGAUUUUGAUGUGUCUGAUGCCUUCCAGCACAGUCGAUCCACAGAGUCAGUGAAAUCUGCGGCAUCAGAAACUUAUAUGAGUAAAAUAAACAUUGCAAAGAGGAGAGCCAAUCAACAAGAGACAGAAAUGUUUUACUUCACGAAAUUCAAGGAGUACUUAAAUGGCAGUAACCUCAUUACAAAGCUGCAAGCAAAGCAUGAUUUGUUAAAACAGACACUUGGAGAAGGGGAAAAAGCUGAAUGUGGAACGACAAGGCCCCCAUCUCUUCCCCCCAAACCACAGAAAAUGAGGAGACCUAGACCACGGUCAAUCUAUAAUCAUAAACUGUUUAACGGCAAUAUGGAAACGUUCAUUAAGGAUUCAGGUCAGGCCAUUCCACUUGUUGUAGAAAGCUGUAUUCGGUACAUCAACUUGUAUGGUCUUCAACAGCAAGGCAUCUUCAGAGUUCCUGGUUCCCAGGUUGAAGUCAAUGAUAUCAAGAACUCGUUUGAGAGAGGUGAAGAUCCACUAUCUGAUGAUCAGAACCAGCAUGAUAUUAAUUCUGUUGCUGGUGUUCUGAAGCUCUACUUUCGGGGCCUGGAAAGCCCUCUCUUUCCUAAGGAAAGGUUUCUAGACUUAAUAUCCGUUGUCAAAACGGAGAGCUCUGUUGAAAGGGCACACUACAUCCAGCAGGUUAUCGUAACGCUACCAAGAGCCGUCAUCAUCGUUAUGAGAUAUCUUUUUGCCUUCCUAAACCACUUGUCUCAGUACAGCGAUGAGAACAUGAUGGAUCCAUACAACCUGGCGAUCUGCUUUGGCCCAACUCUAAUGCCCAUUCCUGAUGGGCAAGAUCCUGUUUCUUGUCAGGCACAUGUUAAUGAGAUCAUCAAAACCAUAAUCGUUCACCAUGAAACUAUCUUUCCAAGCUACCGGGAGCUGGAGGGUCCUGUAUAUGAGAAAUGCAUGACUGGAGGGGAGGAAUACUGUGACAGCCCUCACAGUGAACCUGGUACCAUUGAUGAAGUAGACCAUGACAACGGUACAGAACCACACACUAGUGAUGAUGAGGUGGAACAGAUUGAAGCAAUAGCCAAGUUUGAUUAUAUUGGUCGAUCUCCAAGAGAGCUGUCCUUCAAGAAAGGGGCAUCACUACUCUUGUACCAUCGUGCCUCAGAAGACUGGUGGGAGGGUCGCCACAAUGGGGUGGAUGGCCUCAUACCUCAUCAAUACAUUGUUGUGCAAGACAUGGACGAUGCAUUUUCUGACAGUUUGAGUCAAAAGGCAGAUAGUGAGGCAAGCAGUGGACCUCUGCUGGAUGAUAAAGCCUCAUCUAAGAAUGACAUCCAGUCUCCAACAGACCAUGUCCCGGAUUAUAGCUUUAGCGGAGUUAUGGGCAGGGUACGCUUAAGGUCUGAUGGAGCUGCUAUUCCUCGACGAAGAAGUGGGGGUGACAUGCACAGCCCAACUAGAAUAACCAGUCCGGCAAUAGACACUCCUCCUAGAGCAUCUGCCUGUCCAAGCAGUCCACAUAAGAUAUCGAUCAACAGAGGAAGGAUCGACAGCCCAGAAAAACGGAGGCUGGCAACAUUCGGCAGUGCUGGCAGUAUCAAUUACUCGGAUAGGAAACCCUUGCCUGAUGGACAUCCUCUUAGACCUGUUCCUGGUGCAACACGUCACAGCAGCCUUGGAGAUCACAAAUCUCUGGAAACAGAAGCAUUAUCAGUGGAUAUAGAGAAGACCAUGAGCACAGCACUGAAUGAGCUGCGAGAACUAGAGAGGCAAAACACUGUGAAGCAGGCACCAGAUGUUGUACUUGACACACUGGAACCAAUGAAGAACCCUCCACUUGGUUCAGUGAACUCAGAACCAGCUAGUCCACUUCAUACUAUCAUGAUUCGUGAUCCUGAUGCCGCCAUACGACGCAGUAGCAGUUCCACCACAGAAAUGAUGACCACUUUUAAGCCUGCCCUUUCUGCACGGCUUAUAGGAUCCCAGCUUAGACCUCCUCCAAUGAGGCCUGUCAGACCAGCAGUACAGCACCGAUCUAGUAGCAGUAGUAGCUCAGGAGUGGGCAGUCCGGCUGUGACACCAACAGAAAAGAUAUUCCCUACCAGUUCCACUGACAAAUCUGGCACUAUGUAAAACCAAACAACUUUUCUUUAAGCAUGGCCUUCAUGAACAACACCUGGAUCUUCUUCCUGCAGCUGUCAUGUAGAACAGCCCCAUCAUUCCUUUCAUGAGCAGACGGAGCAGCUGCAGUGCCAAGUUCUAAUUAACAACUGUUAGCAAGGGGGCUGCUGAUCUUUUAAAGUUAACGACCAUCUGCAGCUCUAAGACUGUUGUGCACAUAAUUACAGCUAACACUGAAGUAAAACUGUCAUCUGGGGCAAUGAUGUGCUACUCACAGCACACCACUGGAAUAUAAAUAAAACUCACUGAGUCUCGGAGCUUUUUUUGGAUGGAACCUCAGAUUCUUAGACCAGGCAUUAUUAGUGCAAACAGUAUAUACAAGUGUUUCCAAAAAUGUUGUCACAAGAUGGCAAACAAUAUAUAUAUAUAUGUAUACUAAUAUGUCUUGCUUGCUCAACUGCUGGUCCAGAGAAAGAGGUAAACAGCAGUGUGUGUGUGGGGGGGGGCUGGGUUUACUUGAUGGAAUGGACAGACAUUUUAUCUAUAAGAAGCUGAAACCUCUCGUUAUCAGUCUUGUGGUGUACAUAGACAUAGAAAAAAAACAGUUCAGUCCUUCCCUGUUUGAAUGUAGAAUAAGGAAUUCUAAGUAUGUAAGCCACAACAUAGCA